UGGUCGUGGAGGGGUCCCAUACAACAUAGCAGCCACCCAGCUCCGUCGCGUCUACCAGGAGCAGCUCCUUCCCCAUCCACGGUCAUUGUCGAACAUCAUUCGUGUGCCCAGAGACCAUCCUGAGCCCCCUACCUUGUCUGGGAGCUCCGGAAUGCCUCUCUGAGCAAUCCUACCGGAGUAAUUGGACCAGCACGUCCAGAAUCAGCCGCACCAUGGUCAUCUUCUCCACCUCCGACCACACACCUCCGCGCCUCGAUCUCCUGCUCCGGCGAACCUCUGCACCUCGCAUCUUGUCCCUGGGCUUCAACAUGUCCUCCUGAUGCCUCCGCCCCCAACGUCGACAAGCAGCGGAGCCCCGAGCCCUCUUCCCCGCCACGGCAUGCUCUGUCCUCUGCCGCCGCUGCCGAGACGCCGCUACAGUCCACCUCAUCGCAUCCUAGCACGCUUACGUGCUCAAGGUGAGGCCCUCGCCCCUUCCUCACGCGGCCAAAGCUUGGCUCGACCAGCACCUUGUCUGCGUCGUUGCGUAUGCUAGCUCAGGAAAGGCGGUCACCGUCUUGGAUUGAGGACAGGAAGAGCUGUGCGAGCUCGCAGCCGGGAUGGAGGCGUCUGGCCCGCCGUUCCUCUGGUCACUGCUCCGGCUUGCCCAUGGCGUGAUUCACCUUCUGAAGCGACCAGAGGAAGAACGCACUGACGGUGCUGGAUGGAAUACCCCAUAGAAGAAAUGUUGCGAAGAAGAUGACCGUCUAGUCAUUGACAGGUGAGGCCCGCGUCUCAUUUGCCACAUCGGUCAGUCAAAGUUUUUGGUCUUCGCCUCAUCAGCCUUACAGAUGGGCCCAACUGAUCAGGAAUAUCACUCGUUCACUUUCUCCGUUCUGCCGUUCACAGCUUCAUUUAACUACUGAAGUGGUUAUUCCGGACUCCGGGUUAUUCCUACUUUAUCAUCUGAUGACCCAAACACCUCAUUUCCCUUGUAUUCCAAAGGAGACAAAACGAAGGAAAGAUGAGAGGAGCAGCAUCAACCAGCCGAUGAAAAGGAAAAAAGGAAAACGAAAUAAGAGCAGCCUAUGUGACCUGUAGGACGGCACCGAAGGCCUCAGUCCCAACCACCGCCACCUUCCUCAAUCCCAAAAAUUCGUUGCUUUCCAGACAAGCACGCACAGGUCAAUUUCUUCGAGAAUUUCAGACUUUCAGCAGCAUCAGAUCGAGUACCCCCUCUCACUCUCAGCAGCGGGCAAGGUAGCAUAACAGCUGGUGGAAGCAUCUCAUCUCAUCUCAUGAUCGAUCCCCUUCUCCACCCUCCCUCCCCCACUUUCACAUUCCCCAACACCUGUAAAGCAGCAGAGCACCAAGCUGCAAGCAGAGACUGUCACAGACAGGAUAGCCACUCAUCUCCUGCCUUCGCUUCUCUCAUCUCCCUCGCCACAAUUCGUCGGACCAGAAACUCAUGCAGAUCCUCUCCCUGCUCUGCCGGUUCUAGAACUUGGCAGGCUCACGAUGCUCUGACGGGACAGAGAUUUGCUCGUCUCAUCUCAUCUCUGUUCCCUGCGAUUCUUCUCCGUCUUCUUGGUCGUCCGGUCAUCUACUGAGCUUCUGUCUUCCAUGGCCGCAAUGUUCAAUCCUCCUCCGGCUCCAAUGGCUCUUGGGCCGCAGCCGACGUGGAUGCCCUACGAGCCGACGAGGGAUUGCUCCCAGGGCCUGUGCAGCAUGUACUGCCCGCAGUGGUGCUACUUCAUCUUCCCGCCCCCGCCGCCGGUUUUCGAUAUCGCCGGGCCCAGCGGCGACGGCGACGGCGACGACUCCUCCGGCCCCGCCUUCUCGCCCCUCGUCAUCGCCAUCAUCGGGGUGCUCGCCAGCGCCUUCCUCCUCGUCAGUUACUACACCAUCAUCUCCAAGUACUGCGGCACCUUCAGUUCCCUGCGGAACAGGCUCUUUGGCUCCGGCGCCGGCCGCGGCGGCGGCGGGGGCGGUGGGGACGGCCGGGGCGAUUCCAGGAGCCAGGAGGAGUGGGAGGUCUCGCCCUCGGACGGGAUGGACGAGACGCUGAUCAGCAAGAUCACCGUGUGCAAGUACAAGCGCGGCGACGGGUUCGUCGACUCCACCGACUGCUCCGUCUGCCUGGGCGAGUUCCAGGACGGCGAGAGCCUGCGGCUGCUGCCCAAGUGCAGCCACGCCUUCCACUUGCCAUGCAUCGACACCUGGCUCAAGUCGCACUCCAAUUGCCCGCUCUGCCGCUGCAACAUCGCAUUCGUCGCCGUCGGCAUGGUUUCGCCGGAGCCGGAGGGCCGUGCUGCGCCACUGGAGGACCGGAGGGGCAGCCACGAAUUCGCUCUGACGAUCGACGACUACUCCUCCGGGCAAGUGCGCGAAGAGCCACAGACCGUGCCGAGCAGCAACGGCGGCGGCAAUCAGGAGGCGAAGGAUCGUCCGGGGAGAUCCGAGGCAGCCAAUGGCGCAGUGGUCGAGAUCAGAGAGGACGGCGCCGUCCCGCCGGUCCCGGCCAGUGCGCCGCCUCCGAUGCCGGACACGCAGUGUGAAGCCCGCAUGUCCAUUGCCGACGUGUUGCAGGCCAGCCCAGAAGACGAGCGUACGGUGGGCAGGGAGGGCGGCCUCCUGCAGGCAGGCUCCUCGAGGCGGUGCCACGGGGAGCACAGCAAGGAUGGCGGCGGCCGAGCACCGCCGGAUGCACCGACGAAGAAGCUGCCGCCGGCUGGCAGGUCGUGCUUCAGCGGCAAGGGUGGCGGCAGAGGGAAGGAUUCAGGCCCUCCAGUGUAAUUUGAGGCGAUGAUGUUUCAGACAUUCUUCUUCUUCUUGCAUUAACCAUUAGAACA
Triticum aestivum (bread wheat) is the source of this 2831-nucleotide messenger RNA. RefSeq names its product E3 ubiquitin-protein ligase Os04g0590900. Gene Ontology annotation, molecular function: transferase activity. Gene Ontology annotation, biological process: protein ubiquitination. NCBI's taxonomy places the organism in Eukaryota, Viridiplantae, Streptophyta, Magnoliopsida, Poales, Poaceae. The record is from RefSeq and is a predicted model, not a curated record. Bases 1603 to 2775 code for a protein of 390 amino acids. The transcript is spliced from 2 exons.